ACUACCCUUAUCCAACCGUAAUUUAAAACACAAGAACCAGAGCCCAAAAGGCGAUGGCCUUUCACCUGCAUCUUGAGAAACUGAAAACAACUUCGAAACCUAUUUAUGGCUUCUCUUCAUCAAAUUCAGCAUUCGUGGCUUUCUUCUGUCACUCAAAAACCUGCUCUCUUCCCCUCCAAAACAUCUCCAUUCAAAAUCUCAUUCUCUCUUAAUCCAUCCAAUACUGAACCCACUCCACAAAAUCCACCAGAAUUCGAACCCGAACCAGGUCCGGCUCACCCUGUAAAGCUCGCUUUUGAGAAAGCUAAAGCAUAUAAGAAAUCGACUGGAGACAGCAAGAAAACGAAACUUGGGCAAAAUCUAGUUAAGGGUUCUGGUGGUUCUUCAGUUGGGAAUAAUGGGAAAGAUGAGGAAGUGCCAGCCUCAGUUAAGGUUGCGAUGGAGAACGCAAAGGAGUACAAGAAGAAUAAAGGGGUUGCCGGGGGCGGAGACGUUAAGGGUUCGGCACGAAGUGAAACAAAUUCAGGAUUAAAGGGAGGGAAUAGGGAGAAUUUAGUAAGUGGUUUGGUGGAGAGCAGUGCCAGUAAUAAAGAAAAACUGUCAAUUUCAAGCAUGGAUUUCAUGGGACUUAACUUUGCGGAUAAGAAACGGGGCAAGGGACUGCCUCCUGGAUUGACCCCAGUCACAGACUCUUUUCCAGGAGGGGACUUACCUGAAGUUGAGAUAAUUGUUGGAGACACAAGCAAGUUUGGGGACCCGACAACAUCAAUGCCUAAGCCUAGCCAAGAAAAUGAUUCAGAAUUUUACAAGCCAAAGGUUUCAACAUGGGGUGUCUUUCCAAGACCUGGAAAUAUUUCCAAGACGUUUGGUGGUGGUAGAACUAUUCGCCCUGGAGAUGUGCUUGAAACAGCAGAAGAACGAACGGCUAAAGAUGAGCGCACAAAGCAAUUACUUGCAGCUUACAGGAAAAAAGUUGGCUUAAAUGUUGAUCCAAAGCUGAAACUUGAGUGUGAGAAGGCCUUGAAGGAUGGUGACACCUUGAUGGAUUCUGGAAUGCUCAAUGAAGCAGUGCCCUAUUACCAGAAGGUUAUUGAUAAGUUGCCGUUUCAGAGUGAACUUCAUGGAUUAGCAGCUUUGCAAUGGUCUAUCUGUCGAGAUUCACUUGGAAGGCCAAAUGAGGCUCGGGCUAUGUACGAAAAACUUCAGUCUCAUUCAAGUCCUAAAGUGAGCAAGAAAGCAAGGCAAUUCAUGUUCAGUUUCCAGGCCAUGGAGAUGAUGAAGGUUACAGGCUCAAAUUUCUCACCUAAAAGCACUGGCUACCGGAAAUAUUUUGAGAAGUUUAUUGAUGAUAAUGUGACUAACUACCUUGUGGAAGAGGCUGAAAGCAGAGGAGCACUGAGUGAAGCUCUCCCCUAUAUGGUUUUCCUUGUUUCUCCCAUUUUCAUUGUUCUAUUUAUCGCUGUACAGCGUGGGAAUAUCAAUUAGAAGGAAUAACAACUACAUAUAUUCAGUUUCAAAUCCGUAAAAAGAAAUAAAGCAAGAACAAUAUUUCUUUUUCACAAAGAACUAUGUUCCUGCUUCUCACCUAACUUAAUCAGGAACUGCGAAUUAGGCUGUUUUUGUGUUUUAUUAGCUCUAAUUAGUUUAUUUUGUAGGUACAUCCAACAUAUCAUUCUGACCUUGUUUAUAAUGUCUAUCUAAUCGUUUGCAGAACAGUUCAUCAAUAA
This is a messenger RNA of Jatropha curcas, 1727 nucleotides long. RefSeq names its product cytochrome C oxidase subunit. Gene Ontology annotation, molecular function: protein binding. Lineage: Eukaryota; Viridiplantae; Streptophyta; Magnoliopsida; Malpighiales; Euphorbiaceae. The record is from RefSeq and is a predicted model, not a curated record.